AUGAAACCCAUAUUCUUACAAGUAGAUGUCCACUUCCAAGGAAUGUUCACCAGAAACCCCAUACGCUACACCGGUGGAAUUACUCAAAGGUUUUCAGACAUCGAUUUCGCAGGAAUGGACAAGGAUGGGUGUGUUGUGUUCAUCGAAAGGUUCACUGGGGAAAAGUGUGAGAAGCUCUAUUACUUCCAACCUGAUAUUGAUUUUCCAAAAGGUUUGACUCUAAUUUGCAAUGACCCCGAUUAUUACGGCUUCAUUGAAAUUGCAUAUGAAUGUGGUGUUAUACUCCCUAUGUAUGUAGACCAUUUUGGGGAUAGUAACAUACAGGAAUGGUUGAAUGAACACAAAGAGGAGUUUGUUGGUAACAUUGAGGAAGAAGUACUUGAUGGUGCAGGACUGGUUAAGGAAGUUGCACCAGGGUAUCGGGAUGUGGGUGACACAAACGAUGAGGUAGAGAAUGGUGGCGAUGAUGACGACGAGGAUGAGGAUGUCGAUGGCGAUGAGGAUGACCAUCAGAAGCCUCAUUUUUUUAUAAAGGGUAAUGAGACUCGGGUAGAGAUGGGUGAGAAAGCAGGUGCAGGUGAGUUUUUCGAAGAAGACAUGGGUGACAAUGAAGAUGUUUAUCCCGAAUUGCCAAACAUUUUCAAUGAUAAGCUCAAUUGGAAGGAGCAGGAACCUGUUUUAGGUAUGAGGUUUGAGAGUCCUAAGCAAUUGAAACACAUGCUUUGUAACUAUGCUGUCGCGAAUGGUUAUCAAUUAUGUUUUGUUAAGAAUGAUACUAGACGAUUACUUGUCAAAUGUUGUGAUGGCAAAUGGGAGUUGCUUUGUGCUGUGGGUAGAGAUGCUAACAAUGGAAUAUUCCCAAUUGCUUGGGCAGUUGUUUCUGUGGAAAACAAAGAGAAUUGGAAAUGGUUCUUAGAAACUCUUUCAGAAGAUUUGCAAUGUUGGAAUGAUGGUAACGGUUUGGUUCUAAUUUCGGAUCAACACAAGGGUUUGAUUGAGGCAGUAAAGGAAGUAUUUCCAGCAGCUGAACAUAGGCAAAUACGGUUAAAUAUGCUCCAAAUUGAGCAAAGGCAUUGGCAUGUCAUUUCUUGGGAUGAUGAGGUAAUCGUAGAUGCUACUGAUGCUUUGGAUAGGCCUAGAGAUGAAGAGCGAAUGGUGGGAGUCAAUGGACGGGAAGAAGGGGUGAAUGUCAAUGCUCGAGUUAAGCAUGCUAAACCACCUAUAAUGCGAAAGAAGUCAGAACGAAUCAUUAAACUGAAGCUUGCAAAAAAUGUGGGAGGUGAAGGUAGCAGUUUUGCAACGACCAUGGACUUGGAUUAA
Lactuca saligna is the source of this 1320-nucleotide messenger RNA. The record is from the annotation of a GenBank genome assembly. NCBI's taxonomy places the organism in Eukaryota, Viridiplantae, Streptophyta, Magnoliopsida, Asterales, Asteraceae.